GGAGAGACACGGAUCAUUUGACUAAAGCGGGAGGCGGAGGAGACACCAUCAUCAUCAUCAUCAUCAUCAUCAUCAUCAUCACUCACCCCCCCACACACCGUGAUCCGUGACGUCAGCACGCAGGGCGGCUAUAAGAGCCGGUCUGACGGGACAGACCCAGAAGAUCCGCCGACCCGUAGACCGACAGACCGACAGACCGACAGACAGGUGAUGAAGAUGAUCUCCUCCUCACGCCUCCGCUGCCUCCUCCUGCUCCUCCUCUCCAUCACCGCCUCCAUCAGCUACUCCUCAGCCGCUCAGAGAGACUCCAAACUCCGCCUGCUGCUGCACCGGACCCCGCUGCUGGGCUCCAAACAGGACCUGACCCGGUCCUCCCUGGCGGAGCUGCUCCUGUCGGACCUCUUCAGGUGGAGAAGAGGCUCUGGAGGAGGAGAACUUCCCUUGGCUGAGGAGAAACCCGAAGACAUCCAUGUGGAUCUGGAGCGAGCCGCCGCCGGCGGCAGUGGUCCACGUGCUCGCCCCCCGAGAGAGGAAGCCGGCUGCAAGAACUUCUUCUGGAAGACCUUCACCCCUGAUGAGAUCCUCCUCACUUCAUCCCACCUCCCUCGUCCUCCUCGUCUUCAUCAGACGCGGUACAGAAACUGUCCCGACCGUCCACGAUCAGUUUGGAUGAAUGUUUGA
Larimichthys crocea (large yellow croaker) is the source of this 681-nucleotide messenger RNA. Its product is annotated as somatostatin-1. Gene Ontology annotation, molecular function: hormone activity. Lineage: Eukaryota; Metazoa; Chordata; Actinopteri; Sciaenidae. The record is from RefSeq and is a predicted model, not a curated record. Gene Ontology annotation, cellular component: extracellular region. Gene Ontology annotation, biological process: regulation of cell migration.